UGCGUUUUACUUGCGUGUAAACAAAACAUAAAACUACCUUUCCCGUUUCUACCGUUUCUGCGUAUUUUCUAAAAAUUAAUUUUAUUCCAAAUUCAAGAAAUUCUAUCAGUCGGUUUAUUCUUUAUUCUGAAUAUGGUCAGUGAAGUGGAAUCCAGUGAUACAGACCCGUGCCCAACGAGUCAAGCGUCGGAAGGUGGCGAAGCUCAAACGUUACCCAUCGGUGAUGGCGGUAAAAAUGCCGACCAUGACCGCCCUCCGGACAAUGGCGGAAAUCCCGACAAAGGCAUCGUUAAAGCAUCGGCAACAAAUGAGAGGCAGUUUUUUAGCUGCACCGAGUGUGGAUUAGUUUUUCGCAAGCAGGACGACUUCGAUCGGCACAGGUUUGCCCAUACGGGAGUGAGAGAAUUCCGCUGUCCGGAACCGAAUUGCGCCAAAGAGUACACCAAUCGGAGCCAUUUGAAGCGCCACAUCCGAGUGAACCAUAACAGCACUAAAGAAUCCACAUCCAGCCAGAUUCGAUGCAAACAUCCUUCUUGCGCAAAAACCUUCUCCACCGACCAGAGCAUGCGACGGCACUAUGACCUGAAGCACGUUCUCGGCAAAUCGUGGACCUGCGAGGAAUGUGGCGAGCGAUUCUGGCGAAAGCUCCAAUUGAAGCAACAUCUUUUCCGCCAUACGGGGCAGUAUCCCCAUCGAUGUAACCACUGUGAUAAGGGUUUUAUGAACCUGAAGUCAUUGCGACAUCAUCAGACAACCCACGCCAUUCACAAGUGUGAUUCCUGUACGUCGGAGUUUACGCGUUGGACGGAUUUGGUUGCUCACCGGAAGCUGCAGCACAUGACUAUGUAUCAGUGUGAUAUUUGCCAGGGAAAAUUCCGUUCGAAAAGAAACCUCAAAGCGCACAUUCAGGUGCAUCAGAAGAGUCGCGAAGACGGAAGGGAACAGGAAGUGUUCCAGUGCCCGUACGAGGGUUGUCCCAAAUUUUACGACUACGAGCGCAACCUGAUGGCCCAUGUCAAAUCUAAACACGAAGGAGUCCGGAAAUACGUCUGCGACGUAGAGGGCUGUGGCCGGGCGUUGUCCACCCAGCAGAAGUUGGACCAACACCGGCGAAUGCACGAGUCGGCUGCAAGGAGUGUUCCGCGUAUGAAGCUUCCAGGAAAACCACCGGCACGGCGAAAGGACGCUGGCCAGCAGAGACGGUCGACCGCCUCGCGGUUGGCGAACGUCCGAUUGGAACCGCAAGUGGAACGGGUUCUGAUCGAUCAGAGCCCGGACCGGCGGCCCCCGCUCGAGCUGGAGGGCUCUUUUUCGAUGGACUCGGCAUCGGAGUCGGAGGUGGAAUCCAGUGCCGUGGUGGCGACGGUUCUGCAGGGCCAAUUAGCCCGGAUACAGGACCAGAUUAAACGGCUGCAGGAACAGUCCGGUUCGAGUUGAAUAUGUUCUGAAGUUUGGUUUGUAAAUUAAUUGUUCUAGUCGUUCUAUGAAUUUGUGUUCUAUUUUAUUGAAUUUCCCGUGAAAAAUGAAUUAUAGUAAGAAAGUACUUAAUUUA
This is a messenger RNA of Armigeres subalbatus, 1552 nucleotides long. RefSeq names its product transcription factor IIIA-like. The record is from RefSeq and is a predicted model, not a curated record. Gene Ontology annotation, molecular function: DNA-binding transcription factor activity; RNA polymerase II cis-regulatory region sequence-specific DNA binding. The coding region runs from base 133 to 1437 and encodes 434 amino acids. The transcript is spliced from 2 exons. Gene Ontology annotation, biological process: regulation of transcription by RNA polymerase II. Lineage: Eukaryota; Metazoa; Arthropoda; Insecta; Diptera; Culicidae.